Molecule: messenger RNA, 759 nt
Organism: Sander lucioperca (pikeperch)
Lineage: Eukaryota; Metazoa; Chordata; Actinopteri; Perciformes; Percidae
Product: GTPase IMAP family member 7-like
Exons: 2
Coding region: 1-759 (252 amino acids)
Molecular function (GO): GTP binding
Source: RefSeq, a predicted model, not a curated record
AUGUCGAAAGGUCCUGCUGACUUGAGGAUCAUUCUGAUUGGGAAGACAGGGGCGGGGAAGAGUUCAGCAGGAAACACCAUCUUGGCCAGAGAGGCUUUUAAAGCUGAACUGUCCUCCGGUUCUGUGACAUCUGAAUGCAAGAAAGCAAGAGGAGAGGUUGGAGGGAAGAAGGUUGCAGUCGUCGACACUCCAGGGCUGUUUGACACGCGUUUAGACAAUGAACAAGUGUUGAAAAGGAUCACAAUGUGUAUCGGUAUGUCCUCUCCUGGUCCUCAUGCCUUCCUGGUGAUUCUUCAGAUCGGCAGGUUCACAGAGGAAGAGAAACAAACUGUGAACAUUAUUCAAGACACAUUUGGUGAAGAUGCAGCUAAAUACACGAUGGUGCUGUUUACCCAUGGAGACAAGCUGAAGAAACAAACCAUUGAAGAGUUUGUUUCAAAGAGCGACGACCUGCAAGAAAUCAUUCAGAAAUAUCAUGGUCGUUAUCACGUCUUCAACAACGAGGUGGAAAACCCGUCUCAAGUCACUGAGCUUCUGAAGAUGAUAGACGUGAUGGUCGAGGAUAAUGGCGGGUCGUUCUACACCACAGAGAUGUACAUAAAAGCAGAGGAAGAAAUAAAGAAGAAGAAACAACAAAUCCUGCAAGAGUCUGAGGCACAGAAGAACAAAGAGAUUGAGGAACUGAAAGCCAAAUACUCUGCGGAGAUCUUGGCACUGGAAAAAGAAAUAAUGAACUUAAGACGUGAGGCUCAACGCUGA